Molecule: messenger RNA, 492 nt
Organism: Metarhizium album ARSEF 1941
Lineage: Eukaryota; Fungi; Ascomycota; Sordariomycetes; Hypocreales; Clavicipitaceae
Exons: 1
Coding region: 1-492 (163 amino acids)
Source: RefSeq, a predicted model, not a curated record
AUGGACGACGCCGACGUAACAACCCCGAGAAAGCGACCUCGCCAGCUUAGACAGAGCGAAGAUGUUGAACUCACUCAGCCUCCUCCGCGGCGCACUGCGAGAGCUUGCUCUACUUCCUCCAGUAGCCAAGCCUCACUCCAAUCGCGUUCGCCUUCGCCCCUCAAGAGACAACUCAUGGCGCUGCGCCUCGAUGAAUGUGGCCUUGAGUUCAGGCAGCUUCAGAUUGAUGAGCCACCUAUUCCUGCGGUCAUUGAUCUGUUUUCUGACCUUCGCGACAUCGGUAAUGGUAUCGAGAUCCUUCCAGAAGAUCUGCGUAUCUCCAUUACGAACGGCCUAUCGAUCAGCGGGCCGACUGCUCACGCGUGGCGAUUCUCUUUUAGAGCAGAUUCUUUAUGUGACUUGCCUUGCUGUAUUCCUUCUCCGGAGGCUAUUAUUUUGGUGCGUGAGUGGGCUAAGAAAUGCCAUGAAUCUGAACACGAGGAGGCGGCUUAG